UUUUUUUCUCUCUCUCUAAAACCCUCUUCCUCUGUUUGUUUUUCUCUCUCUCUAUCACUAAACCCACAAACCCAAUUAAUCUCCCCAAGAAUCUUCCCUCAAAUCUCACUUUCAUUUUCCAUAUCUUUUCAAGGUGAAGGACAUCCAGAUCUGCAGCUUUAAAACUUUUACCUUUUUAGUUUUAUAAGAUGACAAAUAGACCACCUCCGCAGAUGAUGAUGAAUAAGCCUCCACAGGAUGAUUAUUCUCUCAAAGAGACCAAACCCCAUCUUGGUGGUAGUAAAGUCACCGGUGAUAAGCUCACGAGCACCUAUGACCUUGUGGAACAAAUGCAGUACUUGUAUGUUCGUGUGGUUAAAGCCAAAGAUUUACCUGCAAAGGAUCUAACCGGUAGCUGUGACCCGUAUGUUGAGGUCCGGAUGGGAAACUACAAGGGCACAACCCGCCAUUUUGAGAAAAAAACUAACCCUGAAUGGAACCAGGUAUUUGCAUUCUCUAAAGACCGAAUUCAGUCAACUAUGCUUGAGGUUACGAUCAAAGAUAAAGAUGUCCUAAAAGAUGAUUUUAUUGGUGGGGUUUUAUUUGAUCUUAACGAAGUCCCGAAGCGGGUCCCACCUGAUAGCCCGCUAGCCCCGCAGUGGUAUAAGUUAGUAGACCGAAAAGGGGACAAGCUGAAAGGUGAGCUUAUGUUAGCAGUUUGGUGGGGUACACAAGCAGAUGAAGCGUUCCCUGAAGCCUGGCAUUCGGAUGCUGCAGCCGUUAGCGCAGACGGCCUUGCUAGUAUUCGGUCAAAAGUGUAUUUAUCUCCUAAACUUUGGUAUCUAAGAGUUAAUGUAAUCGAAGCCCAGGAUUUGAUGCCAAAUGAUAAAACUCGGUUUCCAGAAGUUUAUGUAAAAGCCAUCCUUGGGAAUCAGAUUGUAAGGUCUCGGGUUUCCGUUAGCAAGACUAUAAACCCGGUAUGGAAUGAGGAUAUGAUGUUGGUGGCAUCAGAACCAUUUGAAGAACCAUUGAUUUUGAGCGUAGAGGAUCGGGUCGGGCCAAAUAAAGAUGAUACUCUGGGAAGGUGUGCAAUCCCAUUACAGUAUGUGGACAGGAGGUUAGAUCAUAAAGCGAUUAAUGCACGUUGGUUUAAUCUUGAAAAACAUGUAAUGGUUGAAGGUGAAAAGAAAAAGGAAGUUAAGUUUGCUAGCCGGAUUCACAUGCGGGUUUGCUUAGAAGGCGGUUAUCAUGUUCUUGAUGAAUCGACCCAUUAUAGUAGUGAUCUUAGACCCACAGCUAAGCAGUUAUGGAAAAGUAGUAUUGGGGUACUGGAGGUGGGAAUCUUAAGUGCUAAUGGGCUGUCACCAAUGAAAACGAAAGAUGGAAGAGCGACUACUGAUGCUUAUUGUGUUGCGAAAUAUGGAACAAAAUGGGUCAGAACCCGAACCAUAAUUGAUAGCUUUACACCCAAAUGGAACGAGCAAUACACUUGGGAAGUUUUCGACCCGUGUACUGUUAUUACAAUUGGAGUUUUCGAUAAUUGUCAUUUACAAGGUGGAGGAGACAAACCCGGCGGAGCUCGAGAUUCGAGGAUUGGGAAGGUUCGGAUUCGGCUCUCAACUCUUGAAACCGACCGUGUUUACACCCAUUCGUACCCGCUUCUGGUUUUGCACCCAUCUGGGGUUAAAAAAAUGGGUGAGAUCCAUUUAGCAGUGCGGUUUACGUGCUCAUCUCUAAUAAACAUGAUGCAUAUGUACUCACAACCCUUAUUACCCAAAAUGCAUUACAUUCACCCGUUAACCAUCAGCCAGCUUGAUAGCUUGAGGCACCAGGCUACACAGAUUGUGUCAAUGAGGUUGGGCCGGGCUGAACCACCAUUACGGAAGGAGAUUGUGGAGUAUAUGCUUGAUAUUAGUUCUCAUAUGUGGAGUAUGAGAAGAAGUAAAGCUAAUUUCUUGAGAAUCAUGUCGGUUUUAGGCUCACUGAUUGCAAUUGGAAAAUGGUUUGACCAGAUUUGCAAUUGGAAAAACCCGAUCACCACCGUGCUCAUUCACGUCCUAUUUGUGAUACUCGUUCUAUACCCUGAGCUUAUCCUGCCCACGAUUUUUCUUUACCUUUUCUUGAUUGGAAUCUGGUACUACAGAUGGAAACCAAGAAACCCGCCCCAUAUGGACACUCGACUUUCUUGUGCAGAUAAUGCUCACCCAGAUGAACUAGAUGAAGAAUUUGACACGUUUCCAACUUCCCGAAACCCUGACCUCGUCCGUAUGCGGUACGAUCGGUUGAGAAGUGUUGCUGGGAGGAUGCAGACAGUGGUAGGUGAUUUGGCCACCCAGGGAGAGCGGUUUCAGUCUUUGAUCAGCUGGAGAGACCCAAGAGCUACUGCACUCUUUGUGAUAUUCUGUUUACUGUUUGCAAUCUUACUUUACGUGACGCCUUUUCAGGUUAUCGCACUUUUCACAGGCUUCUAUGUUUUACGUCACCCAAGAUUCCGUCGCAAGUUGCCUUCUGUGCCACUCAGCUUCUUCAGAAGAUUACCUGCAAGAACCGACUGCAUGCUAUGAGCCAAAAGACUACAACAAUUACCCAAGUUUUAUCAAGACUUGCAUGUCCGUGUAAAAAAGGUCGCCUUUUAUCUUAGCAUGAUGUUUAAUAUGUAUGUUCAGACUGUAUUUUGUGGAUCUCGUGGUUCGUUACUUAGCUUCGUAGGUUUCAGUUCUAUUCGAAUCUAUACAUGGUCACAUGUACUAAGAAUUUGCUUAUGUUUUCUUGAUCAAGAUGAUGCAAAUUUUAUUUUGGGAUGUAAUGCAAAUUUUGAUCUUGGAAUUGAA
Messenger RNA from Erigeron canadensis, 2810 nucleotides. RefSeq names its product FT-interacting protein 3-like. The transcript has 3 exons. The coding region runs from base 189 to 2543 and encodes 784 amino acids. Lineage: Eukaryota; Viridiplantae; Streptophyta; Magnoliopsida; Asterales; Asteraceae. The record is from RefSeq and is a predicted model, not a curated record.